AUGAAAGGCGUCUUCGGCCUUGCUCUCCUCCCGCUGCUGGCAGCUGCGUCACCCGUGGUCGUCGACUCCAUCCACAAUGGAGCUGCUCCUAUCCUGUCUUCCAUGAACUCCAAGGAGGUCCCUGACUCAUAUAUCGUCGUGUUCAAGAAGCACGUCAACUCUGAGUCGGCUUCCUCUCACCACAGCUGGGUGCAGGACAUCCAUGACUUUCAGGGCGGUCGAGCGGAGCUCAAGAAGCGUUCGCUGUUUGGGUUCGACAACGAUGCUUUCCUUGGCCUGAAGCACACCUUCGCCAUUCCUGGGUCCUUGAUGGGCUAUGCUGGACACUUCCACGAGGACGUGAUCGAGCAAGUCCGCAGACACCCUGAUGUCGAGUAUGUCGAGAAGGACUCCGAAGUCCACACAAUGGAAAAUGCCUCCGUCGAGAAGAGCGCUCCUUGGGGUCUGGCCCGUAUCUCUCACCGAGACAGCCUUUCUUUCUCCACCUUUAACAAGUACUUGUAUGCCGAGGCUGGUGGCGAGGGUGUCGAUGUCUACACCAUCGACACUGGUAUCAACAUUGACCACGUCGACUUCGAAGGCCGUGCUACUUGGGGAAAGACCAUCCCUAACAAUGACUAUGACGAAGAUAACAAUGGACACGGAACUCACUGCUCUGGAACCAUUGCUGGCAAGAAGUACGGUGUCGCCAAGAAGGCCAAUCUCUAUGCCGUCAAGGUCCUCGGAUCCAGUGGCUCUGGUACCAUGUCUGAUGUUAUCAAGGGUGUUGAGUGGGCUGCCCAGUCUCACAACAAGAAGGUCGAGGCUGCUAAGAGCGGCAAAUCCAAGAAGUUCAAGGGCAGUGUCGCCAACAUGAGUCUUGGCGGUGGCAAGUCUCCUACUCUUGACCUGGCUGUCAAUGCUGCCGUUGAUGCUGGCCUCCACUUCGCUGUGGCUGCUGGUAACGACAACGCUGAUGCCUGCAACUACUCUCCCGCCUCGGCUGAGAACGCCGUGACCGUUGGUGCCUCAACCCUCGGUGAUGAGCGUGCUUACUUCUCCAACUACGGAAAGUGCACUGACAUCUUCGCUCCCGGUCUCAACAUCCUUUCGACCUGGACCGGCAGCAAGCACGCCGUCAACACUAUCUCCGGAACCUCGAUGGCCUCUCCCCACAUUGCUGGUCUGUUGGCUUACUACGUUUCUCUCUACCCUGCCCAGGACUCUGCCUUCUCUGUUGGCGAGAUUACCCCAAAGAAGCUCAAGGAGGCCAUCAUUGCUGUGUCUACCGAGGGUGCUCUUACUGAUAUCCCCAGUGACACUCCUAACCUCCUUGCCUGGAACGGUGGUGGCUCUGACGACUACGACAGCAUCAUUAAGAAGGGUGGUUACAAGGCGGCCGGCUCCAAGACUGCCUCUUCCAAGGACCGUGUUGACGAGCUCGUCAACAAGGCCGAGAAGCUGGUUACUGAAGAGCUUGGUGCUAUCUACAGUGAGAUCAUGGAUGCCGUUGUGGCAUAA
This is a messenger RNA of Aspergillus wentii DTO 134E9, 1500 nucleotides long. RefSeq names its product S8 family peptidase. The transcript is spliced from 3 exons. Gene Ontology annotation, molecular function: serine-type endopeptidase activity. Gene Ontology annotation, biological process: proteolysis. Lineage: Eukaryota; Fungi; Ascomycota; Eurotiomycetes; Eurotiales; Aspergillaceae. The coding region runs from base 1 to 1500 and encodes 499 amino acids. The record is from RefSeq and is a predicted model, not a curated record.